GUCCUAAUUCUUUCAACAAACGAAAUGCUUGUGUUUUAUGUGUGACAGGACAAAAUAAAACCUCUCUCUUUGUCUUUCUUUUUAAUGUCCCUUUGUUCUAUGUUGGUGGGUUUAGUCUCUUAGUGUUGAUAGAGAAGAAUGGGGAGAGGAAAGAUUGAGAUUAAGAAGAUUGAGAAUUUGAAUAACAGGCAAGUUACAUUUUCUAAGAGACGCAAUGGUUUGCUCAAAAAAGCCAAAGAGUUGUCUGUUCUUUGUGAUGCAGAGGUUGCUGUUAUCAUAUAUUCUGGUACUGGCAAGCUUUAUGAGUUUUCAAGCACAAGUAUGGAGCACACCAUUUCAAGGUACGGUAACCGAGGCCUUGGUUUGAAUAAUGGAGCAGAACAGGAACAACCCAGUGAUCAGCCUCCACCACAAGUUAUGGAGCUUGAUACGACCAUUCUGCAGGAAGAAAUAGCAAAACUUCGUUCAGCUUACUUAAGAAUGAGGGGUAAGGAGCUUGAUGGAUUGGGCCUUAAAGAACUGCAGUACCUAGAACAUCAACUCUGUGAAGGGAUAUCAGCUGUCAAAAAUAAGAAGGAACAAGUGCUUGCUGAACAACUUAAGAGAUCCAGGUUACAGGAGCAAAAGGCUAUGAUGGAGAAUGAAGCUCUUCGCAAACAACUUGAGGAGAUAGUAAAUAAAAGAAAGGCAGAGUUCAUUGAAUUUCAUCCGUUGGAUAGGACAAUUUCAAUCAACGGUUCAAAACCUCCUUUCAAUUAUGCUUUAGAGGGUAACAAGAUUUCAGAUACUUCCUUGCAGUUAGGGUUGUCAUCAGAUUAUGAUCACAAGAGGAAAGAAUGCAAGAUAGAACCUAGCAACAACUCGGGGAGUCAAGUUGCUUCACAAUGACAUUUUUGCACUGAAAAACUUGUCUUUUGAAAUUGGAAAAUUUUCUUUCUGUUUUCAGUGUCAUUGACAGUAGCAGUUUAGCUUAUAAAACUAGUUGUUUAUAGGUUUAAAAUUGAUUUACGUUUACUGUGGCCUUAGAUUCAACAUGUUGAA
Messenger RNA from Medicago truncatula (barrel medic), 1041 nucleotides. RefSeq names its product agamous-like MADS-box protein AGL18. Bases 139 to 888 code for a protein of 249 amino acids. Lineage: Eukaryota; Viridiplantae; Streptophyta; Magnoliopsida; Fabales; Fabaceae. The transcript is spliced from 8 exons. Gene Ontology annotation, molecular function: protein dimerization activity; DNA-binding transcription factor activity; RNA polymerase II transcription regulatory region sequence-specific DNA binding. Gene Ontology annotation, biological process: positive regulation of transcription by RNA polymerase II. The record is from RefSeq and is a predicted model, not a curated record. Gene Ontology annotation, cellular component: nucleus.